Molecule: messenger RNA, 678 nt
Organism: Rotaria sp. Silwood1
Lineage: Eukaryota; Metazoa; Rotifera; Eurotatoria; Philodinida; Philodinidae
Source: the annotation of a GenBank genome assembly
AUGCGUGAUAUGUUACCUGAAAGUGAACGUCAAGAUACAUUACUUCUUCAAGUUCUUGAAGAUCGUGGUUUAGCAUAUUUAUGUUCACAUUUAAAAUUACGUGUUGAUUUACUUAAUAAACUUUCAUUACCAUCAAUGGAUUCAAAUGAAUUUUUAUUAUUUGUUGAUAAUCAAACAAAAAUCUAUGAUAAAAAUACACAAACAUUUAUUCAAACAUUAGUUUCAUGUAUAUAUGAAACAGCUAUAUCAACAACAUUAACAUCAACAAAAACUGAUAAAACAAUAUUAAAUCAAGAAAAAAUUUUUAUUGAAAAUCAUCGACAAUGUUUACAAACAUAUAUUAAAACAAUUGAACAACAAGUUUGGGCAUUAUAUGCAUUACAAUUAAUUGGAUAUAAAAAUAAUUUUCCAAAAGAAUUAUUAUUACGUUUAUUUGUUUAUUCAUAUGAUUUAGAUAUAAUUGAAGAAGAUGCUUAUUUUAAAUGGAAAGAAGAUAUUAAUGAUGAUAUACCUGGUAAAGGUAAAGCAUUAUUUCAAGUUAGUAAAUGGUUACAAUGGCUUGAACAUGCAAGUGAAGAAUCGGAUGAUGAUGAUAAUAGAAAAUCUCAUGAAAUUAUAUUGAAUGAUAAAGAAAACGGUCAUGAUCAGAAGGAUAUAGAACAAGAACAAAAUGCAUGA